Molecule: messenger RNA, 4402 nt
Organism: Electrophorus electricus (electric eel)
Lineage: Eukaryota; Metazoa; Chordata; Actinopteri; Gymnotiformes; Gymnotidae
Gene: qki2
Product: QKI, KH domain containing, RNA binding 2
Biological process (GO): regulation of mRNA splicing, via spliceosome
Cellular component (GO): nucleus
Molecular function (GO): mRNA binding
Source: RefSeq, a predicted model, not a curated record
GCAAUGUUGAGCAGUCUGGUCUGAAUUGAUCAUGUGACAGCGUUAGGAAAGCUGCACUGUCGCGGAAUACCGAAACAUCAGGCGCAUUGAAGUGUUUCUACAGCCCGAGAGGUAGCCUUUAAGUUAACGCAGUCUCAGGAUCUCUCCGUAAACCGCUGUUCUAACUUACCCCGAGAAGAGCUCAGAUGUCAGCGGUCGAAUGGCCUCGAAAUAACGUAUAACGUUACUGAGGCAGGAACAAUUUUCGAGGGCAAACAAAAACAAAUCUCAGCGGGCAUGCAGGAGUUUGAGCAGUUUAAGGAGUUUUUUUUACCUUUGUAGACGAAGUGCAAAAUUUAUUUAUUUAUUUUCAUCAUAAUUUGUUGUAUAUUUAUUUGUAAUCUAAUCAACAAAUGGUUGUUCGAAAGAUAGUUUGGCAAAAGUCUUUCUAAAAAAGAGAAUCAUCGCAACAUCGAAGCGGGAGUUCACUGCGGCUCAGUGCGCUGGUGUGCGGACAAGUGACGAACGAGGGAAUUCGUUUAAACGUUCGGACAACUUUUGGAAGCUGUGAUAUAUUUCCCUUCUUCAUAAUUGGUUUUCCCGAUUAUAGGCAGCCUUUUAAAUAUGGUGGGGGAAAUGGAAACAAAGGAGAAGCCCAAGCCGACUCCCGACUAUCUUAUGCAGCUUAUGAACGACAAGAAACUGAUGAGUAGCCUGCCUAACUUUUGCGGGAUUUUUAACCACCUAGAGCGAUUGCUGGACGAAGAGAUUGGCCGGGUACGGAAGGACAUGUACAACGACACGCUGAACGGCAGUACAGACAAAAAGACAUCGGAGCUCCCAGACGCAGUGGGGCCUAUCGCUCAACUGCAGGAGAAACUUUACGUCCCUGUAAAGGAAUAUCCAGAUUUCAACUUCGUGGGGCGAAUCUUGGGGCCCCGGGGCCUAACUGCCAAACAGCUGGAGGCAGAGACCGGCUGCAAGAUCAUGGUGCGGGGCAAGGGCUCUAUGAGGGACAAGAAGAAGGAGGAGCAGAACCGGGGUAAGCCCAACUGGGAGCACCUGAACGAGGAUUUGCACGUGCUCAUCACAGUGGAGGACUCUCAGAACCGUGCUGAGAUCAAACUGAAGAGAGCUGUGGAGGAGGUGAAGAAGCUCCUCGUGCCUGCUGCGGAAGGUGAGGACAGUUUGAAAAAAAUGCAGCUGAUGGAGCUCGCCAUACUCAACGGCACGUACCGAGAUGCCAACAUCAAAUCACCAGCCCUGGCGUUCUCUCUAGCAGCUACUGCCCAAGCUCCCCGCAUCAUCACCGGCCCCUCCCCCGUGAUGCCCACCGCAGCCCUGCGCACACCUGCCCCUGCAGCUCCCACUCUAAUGCCACUCAUCCGACAGAUCCAAACCUCAGCUAUCAUGCCCACAGGCACCCCUCAUCCCGCCGCCACCUUGGUGCCUCAAACCCCUGAUUCGGGCAUCAUCUAUACUCCGUAUGAGUACCCCUACACUCUGGCCCCUGCCACCUCUAUCCUUGAGUAUCCCAUCGAUUCCAGUGGUGUAUUAGGUAUGGCUUUCCCAACAAAAGGUGCUGUGACUACUAAAGUACGAAGGCAAGAUAUGCGCGUCCAUCCUUACCAAAGGGUAGUGACCGCAGAAAGAGCCGCCACCGGCAACUAACCAAUGACCCUAUGAGCUCUCAACUCUUCACCCAAUGAUGACCUGACCAUUGCCUGUCUGCUGACCAGUUCUCUGGCGCUCCUCCUUCGCUUGUCUGUACUCGCGGCCUGCCGGUGAGCCGGGAAACAGCUUUAAUUCGCUUAACACAGCGCAGAAGCGGUGACGGCCCCACUACGCCACCCAGCCACCCCCUGAACUCAGCUGCCCACUUCCACAAACUGAGGACCUCCAUGGUCAGGUGAUCUAGUCUCCAUAAUCUGCACUGAAAAGUCAUGAAGCAAUAAUACAGUCUGGAACAACACGUACAAUUCUGUUACCAAUCUUAUUCUCACUCUCUGUCUCUCACACACACACACACACACACACACACACACACACACACACACAUGCACACAAGCUCACACACACGUACACACACACACAAGCACACAUUCACUUUUACAGAUAGUUGUUAUAAUAGACAGUGGGGAUUGAGCAUUAAAUUGACACUUUGCCUAAGUUGUUGUGGGGACCACACUGCAUUGAAGCAAUGUGACGGUAGUUGUGUGUGUUUGUGGCAUGCUUGUGUGGGAGAGGAUUAUGAAGAUGAGAGUGAGAAAGCAGGUUUUUGAAGAUGUCUCAAAGGGAAAAGUUUGGGGGUGGGGCUUGUUAAAAGCCAUGCUUGCUUCGGCGUCUUGUCCACAAACAAUAAUAAAUACGGCCCAAGAUGAGAAUAAUAAUAGCACUGAACACACUAAUUAACACAUUUUUUGAUAUGAGGGUGCUGCAAAAAAUGACUAUAUUUUUCAGAAUAGAUUCUUUUUGUAUGGAACAACAGUAUUGUCAAAAUGUGAAGAACAAAGAAAAACAUUUAUUUCUUUACAAUGAUGGAGAGAUUUAAGAGACCAAAACAACGUCUUUUUUAAUCAAUAACUUUAAAAGUGCCUUAUUUUACAUAUGAUCAUUGAAUAUGAUAUCCAUCAGUGUUUAUGGCAGCAUAUCAGGUAUAAUUUGUAAGUCUCUCCAUAUCUUGGUAAUAAUGGGAGGAGUACAAAAAUACACCGGUUACAUUCAGAGAAUAGUUUUUUAUUCUGUUGUUUUAGCUUAUGUACUCUGACAUCAUCGCUUGCCAAUUCUGAUUUACACUUGUGCCAUCUGUUACCCUAUAUAUUGGUUUCUUUGUGAUACUCACUUUGGUUUUCUCUAAUGUGUAUAGACUAAAAGUGUAAUAACUGUUUAUAUCUUCUAUAGUAUCAUUGGCCACACAAGUAUGAAGCACAUGUGAACACAGGCUUUACACAUCAACGCUAUGGCUUUCCACAAUGGGCACUUUACAUAUCAAGACUAGGGCUUCCCACAAAGGAAACUGUUACACAGACUUUAAGAGUUAGUUAUCAUUUGGUCACACUUUCUGCAUGAAUUAACAAUGGAAGUUAAAUUCAGUAAUUCUUAAGUCUGCUCCAGGUGAAAUGCCUUGUUUCUGAAGGUCGUUUUUUUUUCCUCAGUAUUCCACAAUUAAGAAGUGAACUGUGAAAUCAUACUUGAUACAGAUGACAUCUCAAAACUAAAACACUAUGCAUUUGACUUAACAAGGUACAUGAAUAAAACUUCCUUUAGUAGGUCUUCCAGACUACUGAGCCAAGGUCAAGAAUUAAAUGGAAACUUCAGUCUCAAGAAAACAAACAAACAAAAAACAAUCGAGAACACAUAGGUUGAUUUUGGUUUUAUGUUCUGUAACUCAAUUAACAAAGAAAAAAUUUGCUGAUACUUGUCAUUUGUAUGUAAUGUCAUCUAGGUUUUCAAGGCCUAUGGGAAUUUCCACAGGAAAAUAUCAUACAAAUACAUUUGAGGUUUUCUAAUCCAACAAGCUUCUCAACUUCUCAGUUAACUGGAGUGUUGGGUUAUAGGGUGUUACUUUCAGUUUAGCCUGUUUUUUUUUUGUUUUUGUUUUUUCUUUUCUUUUCAUCAGCAGUAUUAUAAGUAAGUGUGUGUGUGGGGGGGGGGGGCAUGUGUGGGUAUGCAUGAGUGUUUAGGGUGUGUGUGUGUGUGUGUGUGUGUCCAGUGUGAUAUCAUGCAUAUGACAUACGCCUAAGAACUGCAGAUCCCUUUUUAAAGCAGUCUUGUUUUUUUUUUUUCCAUUGGAAAAUGUAAGGUCCUAUUUAUAACCAUUGUAACAACUAUAUAAUGUAUUUUUCUAUCAUAUUUUGUAUGUAUGAAAUAACAUUAAAUCAUGUUUUCUGAUAUGAACUCUAUGCCUUAUUACAAAAUUUAAUAUUUGAGAGAAUUUAUUUUCUGUCAUCCUGAUUUUUGUAAAAGUCCAUAGUAACGCUACAUUCACAUGUUACUUGCAGUGAGGACAAAAUGCCAAUGGGGUUAUUACUAUUUUGAGUUAUGAAACAAUAUAAUUUAAUACCCAGCAUAUGUUUCAACCAUUGCGGCAGUGCCCAUUUACUGUCAAAUGCAAUUUGCUGGGGCAAUUAGUUUGUUUUCUGUUUCAAUGUUGCUUGAUUUCUGUGCCUUUUCAUAUAAAGUGUGAGCUAAUAACUAUUUUAGUUUUUAUAAUCUGAUUAAUCUUUUCUUGCCUCUUUUACUAACAUUUAAGUAUAUAUUUAGGAUAACCCCUUCAAUAAUUUUUGUCUGCUUUGAAUCUUUUCAAAACGAAUUGUUUGAAAUUAAGCAAAAGUGUGUUUGACUGACAUUUUAAAGAAUGCUGGACUAAAUUCUGUACUGAAAAAGCAAUAGCAGAAUAUUAAAAUAAUAGUUUUAAAAGAAA